UGUCUUUGUGUGGUACACUUUGGGGGUGGUGCCACUUUCAUUUCUGCAUGUGCGUGCUGUGCAGGAUUCACUUCAUCUUCACAUAUGCAUCAUCGUCUCCGGUAGAGCCACAGCCUCAUGACCACAGCCGUCAGCACUCAGCGCACUGUGCCCUGAGAUGCAGCUGCUGUCUUAACAGGAAGCACCAACAAACCAGAGGAUACACAUCAAAAGAACAUCUCAGAAGGAAGCCCACUCAGGCGAGGCAAAAAGAAGUAGCAGUUUCAACUUCAAGGGAUUACAACAGGGGAUCAGUUGUUUUCUGCUUAUCAGGGUCUAAUUGGGAUCCUUCGCGAUGGGCUCACCUAAGAACCAAGAGAAGAAGCCAUUCAGACUGGAAGUGGAUGACCGGACAGAUGAAGAGAGGGAACAGGCCAAGGAAAAGGAUAAGGGUCUUUGGGCUUCUGCACUUCGGAUGGGAGCCUCUGAAAAGGACAGGAGACCUAUGGACUCUGAAUAUCAAGAAGACUUAGAGGACACCUCCCCAAAGAUCAAAAUCAACAGGAAUUUCAUGAAGGACAUAAGUGGAGUAAAAGGUGAAGCUUCUCAGGACAAGGAUAAGUUUGACAUGAAAAGGCUCUUUGCCGCUGUCUCCAGUGGAGAUGUUGCUCAGCUGAACGGACUUGAGGGAUAUCUCCAGCGCUCCAUGAAACACCUCAUAGACUCGGAAUACCAGCCGAAGGGCAAGACAGCCCUACUGAAGGCUCUCCUGAACCUUAAAGAUGGCAGAAAUGACACGAUCCAGUCACUUCUUGACAUUGCUGAGCGCAUGGGGGAUUUAGAGGAAUUUGUUAAUGCAGCGCAUACCGACCCUUAUUACAAAGGCCAGACCGCCCUUCAUGUAGCCAUUGAGAGAAGGAGCAAAUACUUUGUGGAGCUUCUGGUCCAGAAAGGAGUUGAUGUUCAUGCCAAGGCCUGUGGGAAGUUCUUCCAGCUGCAUAAGGGACACUGUUUCUACUUUGGGGAACUGCCUCUCUCGCUGGCAGCCUGUACCAGCCAGAAAGACAUUGUUGACUUCCUUUUGGACAACCGCUACCAGAAUGCAGAUGUGCGUGAAACCGACUCGAGAGGUAACAUCGUACUCCACGCCCUGGUGAUGGUAGCAGACAACAGUCCAGAGAACACAGACUUCAUCAUCAAGAUGUACGACCACAUCCUGACCAGGACUGCCCAGCUACAUCCCAAGGUCAAACUGGAGGAGAUGGAGAACAAGCAAGGCCUCACUCCAAUCAAGCUAGCGGCCAAGACUGGAAAAAUAGAGCUGUUAAAACACAUAUUACAACGGGAGUUCCAGGGCAGCAACAGACAUCUUUCGAGAAAGUUUAAUGAGUGGGCGUAUGGACCUGUAUGCUCCUCACUCUAUGACCUGUCAUCAGUGGACUCCUUUGAGAAGAAAUCUGUUCUUGAGAUAGUCGUGUACGGCACUGAAAUACCAAAUCGUCUGGAGAUGCUUCAGUUGGAGCCACUCAACCAGCUGCUGGAAGAGAAGUGGAAGAGAUUUGUUUAUCCAGUGUUCCUCUUCAGCUUUGUGGCUUAUGUCAUGUACCUCUGUAUCUUCUCUACUGUGGCCUACUACAGGAAGGAUCAAGUCGAAGGCUCAAAUGGUUCAGGACCUCCAUAUCCUGUGGACGAUAACUUGGAGGAUUAUUUACUUCUUUCAGGGCAUAUCAUACUUCUCUUGGCUUCUGUUUACUUCUUUAUUAGAGUGAUACUUGACUUUAGAAGAAAACGGCCAUCAUUGGGAACCUUUCUAGUUGAUGGAUUCUCUGAAUUCCUUUUUUUCAUCCAGGCAGUUCUCUUCAUGGCCUGCGCGGCCUUCUACCUCUGUGGUAGGAUGGAGUAUCUUGGGUGCAUGGUGUUGUGUUUGGCCCUCAGCUGGGUGAACCUACUGUAUUACUCCAGAGGAUCCAAGAACAUGGGGAUUUACAGCGUCAUGAUCCAGAAGCUCAUCCUUGGGGACAUAUCUCGUUUCCUAUUUGUCUACAUGGUUUUCCUCCUUGGAUUUUCUGCAGCAAUAGUCACCCUAUUGGAUGAUCCAGAGAAGACCUCACCCAACCCAAAGGCACGUCUUAUUAUAACUCCUUGUGGUAAACCAACCUACAAAAACUUCUACUUCACUACUCUGGAGUUGUUUAAGUUCGCCAUAGGCAUGGGGGAUCUGGAGUUCACCGAUCACUACCACUACAAGGAGGUCUUCUACGUGCUGCUUAUCUCCUACAUAGUCCUCACCUACAUCCUGCUCCUCAACAUGCUCAUUGCCCUCAUGAACAAAACGGUGGAGAAGACUUCUGAGGAGAGCACCAACAUCUGGAGACUGCAGAGAGCUAUCACCAUUCUGGAUAUAGAAAGACGCUUACCAAAGUGUCUGAAGCGCAGAUUUCGCUCUGGAGUGGAGAAAGACCUGGGCCAGGGCAGUGAAGAGGACCGUCGCUGGUGCUUCAGGGUGGAGGAGGUCAACUGGAACAAAUGGAACAGUGUUAUGGGCAUAAUACAUGAGGAUCCUGGGAAUCAAGACACCUCAAUCCUCUCACCCCCUCUUCUCAGACAAGGGACAGAAAGAAGAUGGCGAGGUUUCCUGAGGGAUUUCAGUCUCCGUCGCACUCAUCACGGACGACAACAUCAAGGACAAGAGAUGGGCCUCCUGCCACCCAGUCAUGUCUGAACAAAAUGCCUUCUCUCUCCUCAACUUGCACCUAAAUAUACAAUAGGACCCACUUGUUUUUUCCAUACUCGUGCGAAUCCCAUGAGUCUUCCAAGGUGUUUCGAGCUGGACCUUGCAAGGACCAAUCAUGGAGCGCAGUCAAGGAGACAUGGUGCAAAAUUAGUGGUUCCUGCUGUAUCACAAUGAUAUCAAGGAGUAUAAUUGCCAAGUGUUAUAUGGCCUGGAAUGUGCUUGUGUGGGCCACAGCAUGCCGACAGAGUCAGCGCUGGGCUGAAUGGGGGGGUGAUGUAGCUCAGUGAGCUAAUGUACUGCACCAUAAAUCUGGGGACCCGGGUUCAAGUCCCACAUGAGGCCAUUUCCAGAUCCUUCCCCCAUAACUCUCUUCCAUUCAUUUUCUGUCAUCCUUUCACACUGUCCUAUCUGAAUAGCAAACAAGCCCAAACAUCUACAACACUGGGCUGAGUUAAUCAACAUGAAUGAACUGACCAUUCAUUUUGCACAUUAUAUAAUCAUAACUAAACCUUCCUGCAGUAAUAAUGUGAAAAACUAACAAUAUAUGUGUGUAGAGUAAUACUGUUCUAAAAUUCAUUAAUGUAUGCAUGUGGAGUGGGAACAUCACAUGCCAUGAUAAGCAGGGGAUCGGAGUGAACUAGGUUUGACUGAUUUUAUUGUUGUAAAUAAAUAUGUAUAUACUGAUCAUUUUCUUUGUUUUGAGAAAAAUAAUGUCAUAGUCAUUCUGAUAUUCUUCCACACUAGCCUGUUUAUCAUAGACUUUCAAAGAAGCAACGCCGGCAAAGGUGUUGCGUCACUAGGAGGGUGUAGCCUGGCUACUUCCACACGUCCAUGUACACAUCCUUUACUGUAGGCCUCUGCUACCCUCUUGUGGGAAAGGUGCAAAGUAGGGUACAAAUGCAAUUUUUUGCAUAUUGCUAGUUUAGGUGGAGUACUUUGAAAAUCUGAUGGGUGCUACCCAUGAGCAUUUUUUUUUUAUAAAUGACAUAUGCCAUGCCCAUAGGAAACCCACAGAAAAUCAGUUAUACAUCCUUUUAUACAAACACAUCAUGUUUGUUAUGAAAUUACACCUCGUGUUACACAUAAAUCAUUAAUGGCAACAAAAAAUAACAAACUAAAUGAAAUGGUCAGUAAAAUUGUUUGACCUGUAAAAUUGUUUGACCCUCACCCUCAA
This is a messenger RNA of Engraulis encrasicolus (European anchovy), 3887 nucleotides long. Its product is annotated as transient receptor potential cation channel subfamily V member 1-like. Gene Ontology annotation, cellular component: plasma membrane. Gene Ontology annotation, biological process: calcium ion import across plasma membrane. NCBI's taxonomy places the organism in Eukaryota, Metazoa, Chordata, Actinopteri, Clupeiformes, Engraulidae. The transcript has 16 exons. Bases 335 to 2701 code for a protein of 788 amino acids. Gene Ontology annotation, molecular function: calcium channel activity; protein binding. The record is from RefSeq and is a predicted model, not a curated record.